AUGAUUGAGUUUUGUCUUCAUUCAAUCGUAAUUCUCAUCAGAAAUUUUGCUUCUCUUUAUUAUCCACCUACUCACACACCUCAAAAAGGUAACAAAGGCAAAAUUCCAAAAACUUGGUUUUUAAGAGCAAUUUACGUAUUUGCCCAUAACGAUUGUUAUGAAUGGUUUAGUGAUUCUAGAAUGCCUUUAGAGACGAUUAAUAAUUGUCAAAUUAAUAAUAAUAAUUUUUGUUCUAUGAUUUAUGAGGUGAUCCCAUAUAUGUUAAAUUUGGGUAUCACUUCUACUCUUCGAAAGGGAUUACAAUCACCCACAAUAUGUGGUUUUCUUGCACGUUUAGUGAGUGAAAUUAAAAAUAACACAUUAGGAUGUUCGUUUAUGAAGAACAAAAUGAGUUUGAAAGAUUUAAAACCUCAAGAUAAAUAA
Clunio marinus is the source of this 423-nucleotide messenger RNA. Lineage: Eukaryota; Metazoa; Arthropoda; Insecta; Diptera; Chironomidae. The record is from the annotation of a GenBank genome assembly.